ACUGGAACGACCUAAUUACAAUGACUUCAGAAAGUGAGGCUGAUUCACCAACUUCAAGUACUAGCAAGUCGCGCGGUCUUUCAUAUUCUGAUACAUUUCCUCGUCAUCAUCACUCGUUAUCAAACUCGUCAUCGUCAAGUAGUCUCUCUCAGAACGGACAACAACACAUUGCGUCAACGCUUGUAAAACAAUUGUCGCCUUCCACUCGUUUUGCAUUCACUGAUUUAAUUAUAACGAUAUUGAGGUUGGAUUUUUAUAAAAAAUCUGCCGAUGGACAAUCAACAAUUUUCUGUAACAAAGCACUCGACGUGUUGUUUAAAUGGGGAAACCUUCCUGUAAAAACUCAGAAUUCAUUGAGAUUACACAUUGAGGAAGCAACCGCUUUUAAUGAGGAUAUUGCUGCAUUGAUUACUUCCAUCAAGUCAGAUCCAUUUUUGCAGAAGCAUGGUUGUGUACCUCUUUUGGGAUCUUUUCUCCUUGCAAUUAUUGUUGAUGGUGAUUAUGAUUCUCGGUUUCGUGUGCUCCUUCGUCACAUCUCUGCAUUGUUAGGCGUACAUUGGGACGUGUUUGAAGAAUUUGAAUCGACUUUGGGUGAUCAACUUGUAACAGAGUAUAAAGAAUCUAUGGAGAAUCAACAAAUUCGUGAGAAGAAAUCCAAAUUGAGAAAAUAUAAACGCUACGCAAUUAUUGGGGCUGCUACUGGCUUGGGUGGUGUUCUAAUAGGUGUUACUGGUGGUUUGGCUGCGCCAUUAAUUGUUGCCUCUAUUUCCGCUCUUACGGCUACAACGAUAUUUGCUGGUUUAACUGGAACUGCAAUUACAGCUAUUUUUGGAUCAUUAUUUGGUGUAGCUGGAGCUGGUUUAAGUGGUUAUCGAAUGCAGAAGCGUGUUGGUGAUAUUGAAGAAUUUACCAUUGAACGACUAACCGAAGAGGAGAAUAGAGCUUUGCAUUGUGUGCUCUGCGUUUCUGGAUGGAUUGAAGAUAGAGAAUCUCAAGCUUUUCGUACACAUUGGCGUCAUCUUUGGAUGAGUAAGGAGCAAUAUACCUUGAGAUGGGAAAGCAAGUAUUUAGAAGAACUUGGAAAAAGUAUUGAAUACUUUGUUUCAUUCGUAGUUAGUUAUGCAGUACAGCGCUCUCUGAUGGAAACUGUUUUGGCUGGUUUGGUUUCAGCCAUUGCUUGGCCACUUAUUUUACUGGGAUCUUCUUCCAUUAUUGAUAAUCCUUGGAACAUUUGUACAAAAAGAGCUGCUGAAACUGGAGAACAUUUGGCGGAAGUUUUGCUCACAAGAUCCCAUGGUCGAAGGCCUAUAACACUAAUUGGUUUUUCACUUGGUGCACGGGUUAUUUAUCACUGCUUAAUGGAAAUGAAUAAACGCAAACCUUAUUCACUUGGUAUAGUUGAAGAUGUUAUUUUGCUUGGCGCUCCAGUUUCUGCUUCACCGUCUCAAUGGCGUCAGAUUUGCUCAGUAGUCGGCGGCCGUGUAAUAAAUGGUUAUUGUAAAACUGACUGGCUUUUACGUUUUCUUUAUCGCACAAUGAGUGUACAAUUUGUUAUUGCAGGAACAGGACCAGUUGAUAACAAAAAUGAACGAAAAAUCGUCAAUUUCAAUCUUUCACAUAUUAAACUCACCAGAGUUCUUGAAUCUGUUGGUGUUCGUGUUGCACCUCUUUCAAAAGAAUCGAGGCAAGAUUUGGAACGAUUUGAAGAAUUACAACGAAAAUUACAAAAUGGCGCGAAGCUGACCUCUUCUUUAUCGGUUCCAAAUUUAUCUACACUAGAUGAAGAAAAGUCUUCAAUAAUUCUCGAACAAUCAAAAGAAUUGAUCAGCAAAGAAGACGGAGAUUAUGAAGGAGAGGAUGAAGGAUUACGGCUGAGAGGUGAUCCCCUCGGCGUAAGUGAGUUACGAAUAAAAAGGACACAUUCAUUGGCGAGUGCUGAAACAUUUCAUUCGGCUAUGUCUACUUUAAAUUAA
Molecule: messenger RNA, 1973 nt
Organism: Meloidogyne enterolobii
Lineage: Eukaryota; Metazoa; Nematoda; Chromadorea; Rhabditida; Meloidogynidae
Source: the annotation of a GenBank genome assembly